UACCUUUUUUCAGUUUUCUCGGCUUCCUUCCCUCUUUGUAUUCUCUACUCAACUCAAUACUCUUCUCUCUUUCUCUUUCUCUCUUUCAGGGUAUAAUUUCCGCGCCGGCGAUAUCAAGCCGUAAAGUCUCAUCGUCGAUUUCUAUCAUACUUGCUUCUUCCGCUUAUUCUGCCCCCGAAAACUCAAUAGGUAUAUAACAAAAUGAUAGGAUCGUUUAUUACCCGGGCACUUGUAAUGGCUUUUGGCUAUGCCUACCCAGCCUAUGAAUGCUAUAAAGCAGUUGAGAAGAAUAAACCAGAAAUUGAGCAACUUCGCUUUUGGUGCCAAUAUUGGAUUUUGGUCGCUCUUUUGACAGUUUUUGAGAGAAUUGGUGAUACUUUUAUAUCAUGGUACAACAUACAUCCACUGCUUUCAGUUGAACAAAUAAGGAAACUGUUUUGCUUUCAUAUUUUGUUCUUGUCUUUAGAGUGUUCUUCUUGUAGGGUCCCAAUGUACAGUGAAGCUAAGUUGGCGUUUUUCAUAUACCUGUGGUACCCUAAAACAAAGGGGACAACAUAUGUAUAUGAUUCCUUCUUUAGACCAUAUGUUGCAAAGCAUGAGUCAGAAAUCGAUCGCAACUUGUCAGAACUAAAGACAAGGGCUGGAGAUGUAGCAGUUUUGUAUUGGCAAAGAGCUGCUAGUUACGGCCAGACUAGAAUAGUUGACAUUUUGCAGUAUGUUGCUGCGCAAUCAACGCCAGCACCUCCCCCUGCUCAGCAACGACCAGGUGCAAGGGUCCGUCAAACUGCACCAGCUAAUCAUCAACCAGCUGCUGCAACAGAAAUACAGGCUGAGGAUCCUCCUUCUCCUACUUCCCGAUCAUCUUUAAGUCAGCAACAGAAGGAAGUAGCAGAGAUGAGUUCUUCACAAGUGCCUAAAGCCGUUUUAUCUGCAGCAGGCAUAAGUACCCAGAAUCCUACGCCCCAGUUGAUCAACCAAUCAGCAGCACCUGCAGAGACAGAGCCAAUGCAGAUUAAUGCAGCAAAUGAAAGUGAGAACCCCUCUACAGAAGAGACAGUAAUGGAAGAAAGCAUUAGGGUUACACGUGGCAGAUUAAGAAAAAAUCGAUCAACUGCAAUGCCUUAAGUCAGUAAAAUUUCAAUUGUCAGGGUUGGUGGACAAAGAUUGGCGUCAACUUCUUGUAAAAAACUGUAAAAAGGCAUACUUAGAUUAAAAUUUCAUUUCUUGCUUUAUUUUUAAUUUUGUUUUGGCAUGAAAGACUUGGUAACUUGAUGCCACUUCAUAUGAACUCAGAUUCCCAAUCCCAAGGAAUAUUGCAUCAGCUGCUUUGAAUAGUUGACCUUAUCCUUAAGAGGGGGAAUAUGUUAACACUUACAUGGAAGGCACAUUUGAUGAAGGAUAAUUUGUCCCAUGGCAGUUUGACAUUUUUGAAUGGAUGUAUUUCACCUUAGAUAGCUGAAUGUGUGGGGUGGAAAUACUUGAGAGUAGGUGACGCCCAAAAGAAUAUCGGGGAAGAACAUAGAUUCAUAUUUUAAUUGUUUGAUUGUACAGAUAUGAUACUUUGAUUGACUGAUUGACAUUAACAUGGGAAGUCAAUCUU
Arachis stenosperma is the source of this 1600-nucleotide messenger RNA. Its product is annotated as putative HVA22-like protein g. The record is from RefSeq and is a predicted model, not a curated record. Lineage: Eukaryota; Viridiplantae; Streptophyta; Magnoliopsida; Fabales; Fabaceae. The coding region runs from base 202 to 1125 and encodes 307 amino acids. The transcript has 6 exons.